GGCUCCGGGGGCCAUGGCCGGCGUGCAGCAGGGCGAGAAGCAGCUCUUCGAGAAGUUCUGGAGAGGCACCUUCAAAGCCGUGGCCACGCCGCGACCCGAGAGCAUCAUCGUGGCCAGUAUCACCGCUCGCAAGCCGCUGCCCAGUGGGACGCUGAGCUGCCUGCCGUACCCUGCGGAGGACAGACGGCCCGAGAAGCUGAGCAGCUGCGUGGUCAGGGAGCCCGCCGGCGCCAACGGCUGUGCCAAGGGCAGGGACAGACGGGACCAUGGCCACCGCAGGUCACGCAGCCCUUCGUGUGAUGAGGAGCGGCCGCUGCCAGCUCGGGGGAAGAAGAAGAAAAAGAAAUCUGGCCGCAAGAAGCGAAGGAGGUCUCCCUCCUACAGCCCUUCACCUGUGAAGAAGAAAAAGAAGAAAAGCUCCAAGAAGCGAAAAAGAAACAGGUUAUCGUCAAAGAAGAGAAGGCACAGUUCUUCAAGCCCCAAAAGUAAGAGAAAGGAAGAAAGAAAACACAAAAAACACUCUCGUGGGCGCACCCGGAAAUCCCAUCGGCAUCGGCGCUGCCACUCUCGCUCAGAGAGCUCCGACUCCCACUCCCCCAGCUGCCGGAGCAGGCACAGAGCCAGGUCUCGGGAAGAAGGGCAUAAAACACGGCGAAGACACUCCUGGCACCAUUCAAAGAUCACGGCAAAGAGAAGCUCCUCUGCAGAGGUUCAGGCCAGUCAAAAAGCCAGCCAAACCCUCCCACUCUACAGCUUCCUGUCUUCUAAGGAAGUAAUCUCUCAGUCAGGGUCUUCUGCUGACCUCUUUACCAAAACAGACAGCCCGCCUGGCAACCUAGCCAGCCAGAAUGGAGAGUAUCAUGAAUAUGACUCAGGAAACGAUACUUCCUCCCCUCCCUCCACUCAAACAAGCUCAUCCAGGUCAAAGGACAGCCAGGAGAAAAGAAGUCUAGUCCAUGAUGGCUUUGGCCAUGCCUUCUCGUCCGGGAAGCCCAAACUGGCCAACAGCGAUAACAGCUCUGAUUCAGGAAAUUCCUUCACCAGUUGCUUUUCCCAGACCAAGGGAACAGCUUUGGAAAAUCUGUCUCCAGAUGCCCAGGGACAAGACCGAAGAGCGUGCCUAUCCUCAUGUCUCGGUUCCUCAGAGGAGAAGAAGCGAAACUUCCUCCCCUCCCCAGCCCACAGCUCCCCGCUCAGGCCUGGCUCCCGCAGCGAGUCCUGCACCAGCACGGGCAGAUCCUCCCCCGGCUCCAGCCGCUCCCGCUCCUCGCACCACAAGGCCUCUCCCAGGUACUCCCGAAGCAGGUCCUGCUCCUCGGGAAAGAGGUCUUCCUCACGUUCCCCCAGCUAUUCCUCCAAAUCCUGCAAAAAAAGUCCUGGGAGUAGAAGUCCAAGGCCUCGCCGGAGCCCCAGUUACUCCCGCUACAGCCGUAGCAGGGACCGCGAGCGGGAGCACAAAUACAGCUCCAGCGAGAAGGAGCCGCACCGGGAGCGGCAGCGGCGGCGCCGCUCCUAUUCCCCCCUGAGGAAACGCCGGAGAGACUCUCCCAGCCACCUCGAAGCUCGGCGCAUCACAAGUGCCCGCAAACGCCCGAUCCCCUACUACCGUCCCAGCCCAUCCUCGUCCAGCAGCGCCGGCAGCUAUUCCUCCUGGUACAGCAGCUCCAGCCGCUCCCCGAGCCGCAGCCGGAGCUACUCCAGCUACCGGACGAGCCGGAGCCGGAGCCGAAGCUGGAGCAGCAGCCGGAGCUCGGGCCCCAGGAGCAGCCGCAGCAGGAGCAGGAGCUAUGACUCAGGAGCCAGCUCCGACAGCCUGCGUCGUUAGGGAGUGCCGCUGCUGGCUGACACCGGGUGCCGGCGUCACCGCCACAUUCCUGGCGUUCUCCGCUUCCUUCCCACCUACCUGGCCAUCGAUAGCAAUCAUCCCCGAUACUGCCACGGUGGCGUUGCCGGGUCCCCACUUCGGAGUAAGAGAAUGGUGCAGCCCCUCCGCCCCAGUGUGGGGUGGGUGGAUCAGUCCCAGCUCCCCUGGCCAGGCUGGAAGAAGGGUCGGUGCUUUAUAGAGGAUUUGUCACGACAGACCUGCUCCAUCCUCCCCGAUGUUCCCACCUCCCCGUUGCUACUGCUCUCCAAAGCACUACCAGUGGGUCCAAAGGAAAGAAUUCUGCUCCUUGCUCUUCUGACAAACCAGGAACCAACAAAUUAACUUCUGUUGGAGAGACAGACCAGCUGGGGAGCAGUUUGCUGAAAAGCUUCGGUGAUGGGGAGGGAUGGCUGUUCCCACCAAGGCAAAUAUCAGGUCCUUCGGGUCCCUCCUCCAGGGCUGCUGCCCACUCUGCAGAGAAAGUAAUUUUUUUGCCAGUCAGCCAGUCCCUGCUAUAAAUAGAAGGUUAGAAAUCCUUCCUGACAUAAUUCCUGGGGAAAAAAAAAAAAAAGGCUGCUUGCUCUUUCUCCUGCCCUUUCCUACUAGGUAGCAGCACCUUUUGCAGGGUUGUUUUAUCCCCCCAGCGCUGAACUGCUUGCAAACCACCUGCUGAGGUCUGAAGCAGACCUGGGGCUGGUGAGGUACAAGGCAGAGGGGAGCUGGUGCCGUGCUGUGCUCCAAGGGCCAGGCCAUGUGUGGGAGACAGGGGCCAAGGGCUUCCCUUCUCGGAGGAAGCCUUGGACAGUUUGGGUUUAGGUUCUUCUUCAGGGAGCGGUGCCCUCAGAGUGCGUUGCCAGUGGGACCAAAGGGAGAUGCAGAGAUAGCAGUUGUGGGGUGCAGCCAGAACACACAAGGUUAAAAGGGCAUUGCAAGAGCCAGGGCGCCCCAAUUCCCCCUCCCCAAAACACACAGCAAUUUCAAGCAGGAUUCCAGGCAAUCAUUCCUCCCUGAGCCCCUCUGCUGCCCUGGGGCAGGAUCAGCAGCACAGUUGCAGGGCCGGUGCCAGGCUGCAGCAGGAUGCACUGGUGCCCCAGUUUGUUUCUGGGAGGCCAGAGCAGUGUAGGGGGACGGGAAGGGCCCCCCACUAAUUGCUUGUUUUUCCAGGGAGCCACAGGCUGGGCCCUGGGGUUUUGUCUCCCUGCCAGCCCAGCUGCCUGCGCAAUUACUGUGUUUUGCCGGGUAACAAAGGCUUCUCCCAGCACAGGCUGGGCUGGUGCUGAGGAGUUUAUUUCUCUUACAACACCUGGGUGCUUAGAGACGCUAAUUUGGGCUUAAGACUUCCCUCCCUCCCUUUUUCCAUCCCCUCCCCUUCCAUCCUGCACGAUUAUUAACGAGUUCGGGCUUAAUGAGUCAAGGAGGUGUGUGUUGUUUAAGUGUUACAGAGAAGGGCUGAGUGGAGCCACCAUCUGCAGGAGAGGGGGUAGAAAGGAAUGCAACCCACCCCCCACCCCCCAUCUACAGAAUUACCUACAGGCCCCUGGCAGCUGGAAAAGGAACAAAGCAGCAAAGGGAGGAAGGCUGAGUGCCAUGAGCUGCUGUGUUGCAACUGAUGAUCGCAUCAGCAAGCCUAUAAAUCUGUUAUCUGCCAGAAAGUACAGCAGCGCAGGCAGGGAUUCCAUCUGGGUGGUACAAGAGGAAGUUUUAUGUCAGGGACUUCUUUCCCAGUAUCUUUCCUGGUGCUGGACCGCCUUGUCCUGUGCCUUCAAUGGCCAAAGCUCCCCUUUUUCCCAGACCCUCAUCCCCUGCCUUCCUUGCUGCAGGCAACAUGAGGAUGAGGGGGCUGAGGCAGAGAGCUGGGCACUGGUAUGGCUGGUGGCUUCGUGGGGAUGUGUUCAUCUUCUGGAAAGACCCUUUCUAGGAUACGGAGAGAAGAGCUCCUGCUAGGGCUGAGCGAAUACUCCAGGGCUGUGGUUGAGGGUUGAAAGACAGGAUGCCACUGCCAUCCCUCCUGUGCUGGCCCCAACAGCGGCCCCUUGGCCACCUUCUGCAGCAGACUCCCUCUCAAAAGGGCUGAAAACCUCAUGCUUCUUCCCCAAAGAGUCUCUCCCAGUUUGAUGCUGAAAUGCCCCAUCCUUCUUGCUCCCUGGGAAGAUCCAAAGGCAGUGAUGGGAACCCAGACCCUCCCAGCUCUACCAGUGCCCAGGAGCAGCCUCCUGCCCCUUGGCACCCCGUAAUACACACGCGGAGCUGUAGCAAGGAAGCAGCGAGCCCAACGGUCCAAAAUGAGGAAAGAAAAGAAGAGGGACUUUGUGCAACUAGUGUAAAUACCAAACUCACACUGACUGGAGUCCUCGUGGCUGGGGACAGAUGAUGGAAGCACCACACCAGGCUUAGCAGCAUCCACCCUCUGUGGGUCAGAAGAUGACCCUGAGGGUUGUGUGGGGCUGAGGACAGCUCCUGCACUCGUCCAGCUGAUCCCUGCUUCAAGGACUGCCCCUGCCUGUACAGUCCGUGGCAGCUAAACGCUCCUGGGGUUUCCCAAGCAGACUUGCAUUGGAGUAAACCUCUUUAAAUUAUUUAUUUAUUUAAUUUAUUAUUAUUAUUCUAUUUUUAAUUGUAUGUCAGAAUGGACCAGUAUUUAUUUAUUCUAUUUUUUUUUUUUCCCCCUAACGUUAAGUUAUUUUCGGAUCUGUUUGUUUGUUCAAAUGUAUCCAUGCCGCCGGUCUCGUGUGAGGGUUUACAGCUCUGGCCCCUCUCGGUGAGGUGGCCGGAGGAGUGACACUCACUCCUGCUGCCACCGUGUCCCUCUGCGCUCUCCGGGGCAGGGCGGAGAGCGCGGCACGGACAAAGGGACGCAGGGCAGAGCUGCGCCUUUUCAUGUCGGAAUCUCGGGUUGUUGGGAAGGAUGAAGCCAGAAAGCCCUAUAAAUAUGAUUGCCUCUAUUCUGAGAAUGUGAAACCUGUAACUGAGAUAGAAUUGAAAGUAAGUUUUGAUGUUUGAGAUGUAUUAGAUACUGGAUCUCUGGGAAAACAGUUAUGUGACCAUCUGAAAGUUACCUGCAGCCAGACCCAGAGGUCAAAUGGAAUGUUCUGUCUCACCCCUCAAUGUAUGGUUCAUCCCACACCUGUACCCCUCCCCUGAAGUAUCAGGUAUCUGUAACCCCAUUGGCCCAAGUCCUGUUCCAGCCCACCUUGAAGACCCCUGAUAAGGGGUCCCAGGGGGGCUGGACGGUCUCUUUCUGCUUGCACCCUUCCCCGAGGACUUUCCUCUCUUGGAAUUUCCUCUCCCUACUUCUCCCUUCCCCCACCUUCCUAGGCCUUGCCACGAGCUGCAGCCUGGCAGCUCCGAGCAAGGCCUCACAUCCCUUACAAUAAACCUCAUCUUCUAAAACCUAACUUCAGAGAUCUCUCGUCUACAUUCAUCUACACCGUCCUAGAGUCCUCAGCAGCAGGAGGAAGCUAUUUCUACAAUUGGCGCCCAACGUGGAAAACGCCGGACCCAGCCUUUCAAGCUGUGAGAGACUUCCCCAUGGACGGUAAAUUACCACUUGUAUGCUAAUCGGUGUCGUGAGCACAGUAUAUCGCUGCAGGGCAGCGUGAGGCUGGAGCUCUUUAAAGUUGCCGAAGACAAAACCUUGAGCACGAGGAUCGUUACUAAGUAGCGAACACUCGGAGCUCUGAGGAGGUUUUGUCUGGCGUCCCUCGAGCACAGACGGCUGCUGCUGAGCGGCGGCCACUGGGGCUCACGGAGGGAGUUUUGCCGUGGUACGUUGCCACGUGCGUUGAGCGCGUGUGGGCACUGCUUUGCGCUGCCCGCACUGAAGCGCCGAGGGGAGGUUGGAGUCCCUGAGCACGGAGGAGCUGUUCCUGAGCAGCGCCUGGAGCCGUGGCUUUGAACGGGACCCCGCGCAGCGUCCUGAGAGCCGACUGGAGUGUCUGGCCAACCCCCACGUCGGAUCUCGAGUGAGGACCUGCUUCUGCGACAUCGAGGUGAGCUACACUGGUGUAAAAAUGGGGCACUGCCAUUCUACCCUUGAUAGAGAUCUCUAUAAGAAACUUAAGUAUCUUUUACGCUGCAAUCACAGUACUUUACAUAAGCAAGAGCUGAAAGACCUUUUAGAAUGGACUCUAGUUAACUUUCCCAAUGCUGACCGUUCAGCCGUCUUUACCAGAGACUUUUGGGACUCAGUUGGAAAUAGACUCUUUAAUGAUAUUUCACGAAGGAAUUUCACUGUUGUUGAGCUCCUUCCAGCUUCUAGGGCUCUCGCUGA
Messenger RNA from Hirundo rustica (Barn swallow), 6134 nucleotides. It is a transcript of the gene SRRM4, whose product is annotated as serine/arginine repetitive matrix 4. Gene Ontology annotation, molecular function: mRNA binding. The record is from RefSeq and is a predicted model, not a curated record. Lineage: Eukaryota; Metazoa; Chordata; Aves; Passeriformes; Hirundinidae. Gene Ontology annotation, cellular component: nucleus. The transcript has 13 exons. Gene Ontology annotation, biological process: mRNA processing; regulation of RNA splicing; neuron maturation. The coding region runs from base 14 to 1825 and encodes 603 amino acids.